AAGGGAAGGGGAGUGGAUAAAGUCUCAUGUCUUUUUCACUUUAAAGUAGUGAUGAGAGACAGAAGUCUCAGGAAGCGCAUCCAUGUUUCUCCGUGCCCAUAGAGGUACAUCACUUUCAAUCACUUCUCUGUAACUUCACUGCUCAUCCGGGGGAGAACACCUUUUCCUUUUAUCUUUUCCAACACAAUUGGUGUGAUUCCGAGAACAUCUUCCUGAUUCAAGUCAAUAGUUCCAUCGCCCUUGUAAAUCCACGUUGUCAGAGAAGCUUUAUUAAUUCACAAAUCGGUGAUUCUGAUAUUGAGAUUAUGCUGCAAUGGAUGGAGGGAAUAUUGCCGUAUUGCAACAAUGAUCAAGAUGCCAAAUUUCGGAUCACAUACAGAAUGUAGGUUCUUGCUGCAAUUGGGUAAGUUCGUCAUACAUGUUCGGGGUAUACCCUAAUUUUUUGUCGCCAUAUCAAGCAGCACUGAACACAUAGAAAUCUCGAGGAAACGUGCGUCGUUUGAAGAACAGGCCUAUCGUCCCGUGUUUUUAAACAGAGUGCUGUAGGAUACGAGGGCUACGCACUUUGGGGCUGCAUACACUCCACUCCCUCUAGCAAUCAAGCACAAGUUUCAGAUGGCAAUUGGUGAUUCCGGUGGCCAUGAUGACGAAUCUGAAUCGGUAGUGACUUCCGCCCAGCAGCUGCUGGACUUCGACUGGAAGCUCAGGUACGUCGUGUGCAGUGCAACAAUGGCAACGGUGAAUCGACCACUUUUGAGGCUGGAGCUGGCAGUUUCUAGCGCCCCCGUCAGGGUGGAGAAUGUGCCCUACUUCAGAAAGGAGAGCAUGGAAGAGAAAGCCCAGAUUGCUGUUGCCGAGUACACAAAGACGGAGCUGGAUAAUUUGAUAUCUCAGAUGGAGGCCAUCAGUCAGGCCAUGGAGAGCAUGCAACCGAGCUUUUAGGCUUUGACGGAAGAACCUAGCUCCCAGGCGAUCAUACAACCCUCCCAUGGGGGGGCUCUGGAGGCUCUUUGCUUAAAAUUGAGCAUUUCCUUGAAGACAUGGAAUGGAAGACACACACUUUCAGUCACAGCUGAUCGAGCUGAUUCAGUGGAUGAGAACACAUGGAAACCCUUCAUUGUUGCAACUGUUGCUUCACUUGAGCGAUGGAGCAGCUAGCUACGUGGUGGUUGUUUUACGUCUUCAGUAAUGGGUAGAGGCCGCUAACUUCCACCAUUGUCCCUGCACACCACACUCACUGGGACUGCUUAAAUAAUGUGCAGAGCUUUUUAUGUAAAUAAAGGUGGAAUAAAUUGCGUCGCGAUU
This is a messenger RNA of Marchantia polymorpha subsp. ruderalis, 1305 nucleotides long. The record is from the annotation of a GenBank genome assembly. Lineage: Eukaryota; Viridiplantae; Streptophyta; Marchantiopsida; Marchantiales; Marchantiaceae.